This is a messenger RNA of Pipistrellus kuhlii (Kuhl's pipistrelle), 1518 nucleotides long. It is a transcript of the gene MFF, whose product is annotated as mitochondrial fission factor. The transcript is spliced from 11 exons. NCBI's taxonomy places the organism in Eukaryota, Metazoa, Chordata, Mammalia, Chiroptera, Vespertilionidae. Gene Ontology annotation, cellular component: peroxisome; mitochondrial outer membrane. Gene Ontology annotation, biological process: positive regulation of mitochondrial fission. The record is from RefSeq and is a predicted model, not a curated record. Bases 427 to 1455 code for a protein of 342 amino acids.
AGGGCCAGCCCCGGCCGUUCUCGCGUCUCUGUCGGCCCGCUGCGGGCCGCUCUGGCCGGUGUUUCGCCCGGGCGCCUCCGUGCGCUCGGCCAACGGCCUCCGAGAGCGCCCACCUGAGCCGCCAGGAGCCGGCGGGCGACGGCCCUCGCCGGGGCCUCUCCAGCGGGCCCAGGGGGACAAAAGGGGCUCUGUCUCCAGCACGUGCACUCUGAAGCAAGUUAAAGGAUUUACUAUGAAGCACAGAAGCAGAUAGUGCCACGUAGCAAGUUGUAGUUGGUACACAUUUCUGGAAAAGCAGUGUCCGUGUUGUUAUGUACACCUCCAAAAAAAUUCAGAUCUGUAGGGGAAUUGUUGUGUAAAGUAAACUGAACUACAGGGUAGCAGUAUUUUAAUAGCUAUUAUAGACGUGUUUUAACUAUAUUAAAAAUGAGUAAAAGAAAAACCUGUGACCCACCAAUAGGAAGAGUGAGUGGGGCAGCAUUUCCUUCUCCCACUCCUGCCGAGAUGGCGGAAAUUAGUCGAAUUCAAUAUGAAAUGGAAUACACCGAAGGUAUUAGUCAGCGAAUGAGGGUCCCAGAAAAAUUAAAGGUAGCACCACCAAAUGCUGACCUGGAACAAGAAUUCCAAGAAGGAGUUCCAAAUGCCAGUGUGAUUAUGCAAGUUCCAGAGAGGAUUGUCGUAGCAGGAAACAAUGAAGACAUUCCAUUUUCAAGGCCAGGAGAUCUGGACCUCAUUCAGUCAACUUCUUUAAAACCUCUGGCACUAAAAACACCACCUCGUGUACUUACACUAAGUGAAAGACCACUAGAUUUUCUGGAUUUAGAAAGACCUCCUUCAACCCCCCAAAAUGAAGAAGUCCGUGCAGUUGGCAGGCUAAAAAGAGAGCGCUCUAUGAGUGAAAAUGCUGUUCGCCAAAAUGGACAGCUGGUCAGAACUGAUUCCAUGUGGCACAGAUCAGAUUCUGCCCCAAGAAAUAAAAUUUCAAGGUUCCAGGCACCGAUUUCUGCACCGGAAUACACUGUGACACCAUCGCCACAACAGGUUCGGGUCUGUCCUCCCCGUAUGUUACCUGAAGAUGGACCUAAUCUUUCCUCUGCUCGUGGCAUUUUGUCGCUUAUCCAGUCUUCUACUCGUAGGGCUUACCAGCAGAUCUUGGAUGUGCUGGAUGAAAACCGCAGACCCGUGUUGCGUGGUGGGUCUGCUGCCGCCACUUCUAAUCCUCAUCAUGACAACGUCAGGUAUGGCAUUGCAAAUAUAGAUCCAACAGUUGAAGGAACUGCAGAUGACAUGAAUGUUGUAGAUGCAGUUUCAUUAAGACGACAGAUAAUCAAAUUAAAUCGACGUCUACAACUUCUAGAAGAGGAGAACAAAGAACGGGCUAAAAGAGAAAUGGUCAUGUAUUCAAUUACGGUAGCAUUCUGGCUGCUUAAUAGCUGGCUCUGGUUUCGCCGCUAGAGUAACCUCAGCUCUCAAAAAAUACUGUUUCAACAGCUGGAAAUAUAAAGAAUUUGCAAACUU